CUUUGGUAAAUCCUCCCCUUUUGACUUAAUGAAAGCAGUCGCAACAGCAGCAGCCCCAGCAGCAGCAGCAGCCCCAGCAGCAGUAGCAGCCCCAGCAGCAGCAGCAGCAGCCCCAGCAGCAGCAGCAACAACAACAACACAGCAUGUCUUUCAAUAAUACCCAGCACACUUACCAGAAUCCGCUCAUUCCAUUCUCUGGACCUAUCCAUGGUGGACUUCAGGAUGGGCAUGAGGUCAUUGUCAAUGGGUCGGUCCUUUAUUCCUUUCAGAAAAGAUUUUCUGUGAAUUUUCAGUGCGGGUUCGAUGGAAACAACAUUGCCUUUCAUUUCAACCCUCGGUUUGAUGAUAGUGGUUAUGUUGUGUGCAACACAAAGCAGUAUGGUAACUGGGGGCCCGAGGAGAGGAAGAUGCAGAUGCCUUUCCAGAAGGGGAUGCCUUUUGAAAUUCUGUUUCAGGUCGAGAGUACAGCCUUCAAGGUGAUGGUCAAUGGGAAUCACUUUCUCCAGUACCAGCACCGGAUCCCUCUGCACCAAGUGGAUACCAUCUCGAUUGAUGGCAUAGUGAAAGUGUCCUACAUCAAUUUCCAGAACACCAGAUUUAUUCCAGUUCAGCCUUCCUGUUUUGUCCAUCAUGCAACGACAGCAAAAGCUCCACUUAGGUUCAAAUCCAAAACUAAAAAAGUUUUCCAUGACGUCCACUCUGUUCCCCCAGCGGCCAAUGCACCUGUUUUCCCACCUACGGUGUACAGCAAUCAGUUCUUUUCCUUACCUUUCUAUGCACCAAUCUUUGGAGGAUUCUACCCAUCCAGGAACAUCACUAUAUCUGGCACCAUCCUGCUUACUGCUGACAAGUUCACAAUUAAUCUGAGGUGUGGGCAAGACAUUGCCUUCCAUAUGAACCCACGAUUUAAGGAGAAUGCCGUGGUCCGGAACACACAGAUUAACCACUCAUGGGGAUCUGAGGAGCGUGGUCUGCCCAGUUUCAUGCCCUUCAUCCGAGGCCAGGCCUUCAUGGUACUGAUCAAAUGUGAAAUCAACUGCUUCAAGGUGACUGUCAAUGGGCAACACCAGUUUGACUACAAUCACCGCAUGAAAAACCUGAGCUCUAUCGACAAGCUGGAGGUGUCUGGAGACAUCCAGCUGACCACAGUGCAGGUCUCAUGAAGGGCUUCCCACCCAGGUGUCCCAGGUGCAGGUGUCUGAUAAUGAAGGGUCUCCCAGACAGGUGUCCCAGGUGCAGGUGUCUGAUAAUGAAGGGUCUCCCAGACAGGUGUCCCAGGUGCAGGUGUCUGAUAAUGAAGGGUCUCCCAGACAGGUGUCCCAGCCUGAAUCUUUCUUCUCUCCCUCCCAUCCUCACUUCUCCCUAGCUUAUUGGACUCUACGGCCCAAGCUCUCCCCUCACCCCCAAUCAGCGAGGUGUUGGAGUUAGCUUCUCUCCUCUUUUGGGGAAGGCAGAGAAGGGACAUAUCUUUGUUUCUCCCCGGGCUUCUUGUCCACAAUCAGUAGGAUGAAUACCUUCCUGAGGCAGGGUUGUUGACUUCUCAACAAUGGCAGAAUGGUUCACCUUCUAACCUGGUUACUGUUGUUUCAGGUGUGAUCUUUUUUUUUUUUUUUUUUUUAGUGAGGCAAUUGGGGUUAAGUGACUUGCCCAGGGUCACACAGCUAGUAAGUGUGUCUGAGGUCGCAUUUGAACUCAGGUACUCCUGACUCCAGGGCUGGUGCUCUAUCCACUGCACCACCUAGCUGCCCCAUGGUGUGAUCUUUUGCUAUUUUAGUGCAGAACAGGGGCCUCAGAGGUCACCAUUCCUCUCACUCCAGAUUGGAGCCCCUACCUCAACAUCUUUUCCGAUUUGAGCCCCACUGCUCCCACUCUCUUUACGUGGAGCCAGUUGUUUCUCUUCCAUUCCCUGUUACUCUACUGUGGCUCCAUCAAUAACCCCUUUGUCCUUCCUGGUGCCUUUAAGACCCUGGACCUCCUCAGUGCCUCGUUAUGUGCCCAGAGCUUUCCCUAUUCCUUAUGAAGCCCUCUUCCUCCAGGGAGUACUCUCUGAUAAGUGGGAGUUCUCCUGCCCCUCUCCACCUGGGUGACCCAAGCCAUCCUAACCCAAUCUCUGUGACCACAUUAUUCAAAGAAUGUGAAGCAAUACCUGCUUGGUUUUUUGUACACUCUAACUCCUGCUCUUUGGAUUCUGCUUCCUGAGGGCAGGAGCCAUGUCUUAACUAUACUUUGUAUCUUGGUACUGCCCAACCCAGUCAUAGGUAUACAGCAAGUUCUUAAUAAAAGUUUGUUAUGUGGUACUGA
Messenger RNA from Dromiciops gliroides (monito del monte), 2301 nucleotides. It is a transcript of the gene LGALS9, whose product is annotated as galectin 9. The record is from RefSeq and is a predicted model, not a curated record. The coding region runs from base 144 to 1163 and encodes 339 amino acids. The transcript is spliced from 10 exons. Gene Ontology annotation, molecular function: galactoside binding; carbohydrate binding. Lineage: Eukaryota; Metazoa; Chordata; Mammalia; Microbiotheria; Microbiotheriidae. Gene Ontology annotation, biological process: negative regulation of CD4-positive, alpha-beta T cell proliferation; negative regulation of type II interferon production; positive regulation of gene expression. Gene Ontology annotation, cellular component: nucleus; cytosol.